This is a messenger RNA of Emiliania huxleyi CCMP1516, 678 nucleotides long. RefSeq lists its product as hypothetical. Bases 1 to 678 code for a protein of 225 amino acids. The transcript has a single exon. NCBI's taxonomy places the organism in Eukaryota, Haptophyta, Isochrysidales, Noelaerhabdaceae. The record is from RefSeq and is a predicted model, not a curated record.
AUGUGGAGCAUGCACGAGGGGAAGCUCGCUAAUUUGAGGGCGCUGCGUGAACUCGGCGACAGACUCCGCAUCGAGUUUUUUGCAAUGCAUGGAACGCUGCUCGGAUGGACGUUCAACCAGGAAACGCUUCCGUGGGAUGAAGAUUUGGAUUUCAGCUUCGACGGGGUCCAUCACCCCGCGCUUUUGCGCUUCGCCCACGCACACCGCGGCAAGCAAUUGCUUGAGAACAACAGCGUGUCCUUUUUCGAGAUGCCCGGACCACGGAACCAUAUCGAAUUUCGCGUCCAACACGUCCCGACCCGAGUCUACACCGACAUAACCUCCCUCCGAGCCACGGACAAUCAGACCGUGCUGCAAUGGAAGGUCAAUUCCUCUCCCACGAACAAGACGCCACCGAUGUUAGUGAUGAAGUCGUCCUUCAACAGCUUGAAGCGUGGACACCAGUAUCGCGUGGACGAUGUGUUCCCGCUUGCGCCGUGCGCCAUACACGGAGAACCGCUGCACUGUCCCCGCAGCCCGCACAAUGUGCUGCUUCAGGAGUAUCCGCAUUAUUUGAGGCCCCUCUACCAGCCGCCAAAGGGCCAAAGUGGACAGCUGAAGUGGCGGUACGAGCGCGGAUGUUGGCACGAGGUGCAGCACACGUCGACGCGCCGUGGUUGGGGCGGACGUCGAUCGUGA